AUGCAGAUUGCGAAAGAAUGCGCGGAUACGAAGGUGAAGCAAAUAAUUGAAGAAGAUUUUUAUAUGGAUGAUCUUCUUACGGGGGCAGACACAAUAGAAGAGUGUCUCCAGCUUCGAUUCAAAAUAUCAAGGCACUUAGAGGGUUAUGGAUUCCAUCUCAGAAAAUGGUGUUCAAACAAUGAACACAUUGUGAAAUCAUCGAAAGAAGACAAGGAGAACGAAAUAAUAAACAUCAAUGAAACCACUAAUGUAAAAACCCUGGGACUUCAGUGGAAACCGAAGGAAGACGAAUUUCGAUUUAAAAUAUCGGAAUACCCAGCGGAGAGUACAACAAAGAGGCUGGCUUUAUCAUAUCUAGCAAAAAUAUUUGAUCCGCUUGGGUUGCUGACACCAGUCAUAAUAACGGCGAAGUUGUUUAUUCAGAGUUUAUGGUUGCUAGAGAUGCAAUGGGACCAGAAAAUCGAUGGAGAUUUGGAGAUCAGCUGGAAAGAAUUCGUGACACGUAUUUCGUCUCUACAAGACGUUAAGAUACCUAGAUGGCUAAACUCUUCAUCCGAAAGUAAAAUUAAAAUUUUGGGAUUUGCGGAUGCAUCAGAGAAGGCCUAUGCAGCAGUGGUUUAUAUUAAAACCGAUAAAGGAGUUUCCUUGAUGGCUGCAAAAAGCAAAGUAAACCCGAUUAAAAACAAAAAGACGCUUCCGAAAUUAGAGCUGUGUGCAGCCUUCCUAUUGGCCAGGCUGCUAAAUAGAAUAAUUAGUGUGGUCAAAGCCGAAUCGGAAGUUUAUGCCUGGAGUGACUCCACAAUUACACUUGCUUGGAUUGAAAAUAACAAGAGCAAAGAUAAAUUUAUAAGGUCACGAGUAACCGGCAUAAAAAAUUUGGUAUCUCAGGCGCAGUGGCGGUAUGUAAAGUCAAAAGAGAAUCCAGCAGACUUGGGGUCAAGAGGCGUGUCCCCAGAUAAACUUGUAGACUCAAAGCUAUGGUGGGAAGGUCCCCAGUGGCUACUGUUGCCGGAGGCGGAAUGGUCUCUAACCCCUCCAGAAUUGAAGACAUGCGCUUCCACGGCUUCCAAGGAAGCACCUACCUUAUUGAACGAUUUGAUAGAAAGGUAUUCAUCAUAUGGAAGACUUCUAAGAGUUUACUCUUACAUCUUGCGGUUUGUUGAAAAACUGAAGGGAACCCGAUCCUUCCCGUCAUAUCUAACGAGAGAGGAGUUGUUAAAGGCGGAGAAAUACAUCGUUAAAGGUCAUCAGAAGAUAGAAUGGCCAAGUGAGGUACAAAAACUAAGAGAUAACAGACAGAUGGAUCAUCGACACAAGCUGGCUAAUUUGCACCCGUACCUAGACGAAGAGGGGGUUUUAAGAGUUGGAGGUCGACUUCAGUACUCUGAUUUGCAGCUAGAUCAAAAACAUCCUAUGAUCAUUCGAAAAUCACGGCUGGCCUAUUUAAUUAUACGAGACACCCAUUACAAGACGAUGCACGGAGGAAAUCGCCUAGUAGAAUGUACCGUGAGACGAAAAUUCUGGAUAAUUAAUGUGAAAAACUGUAUAAAAAAGGUUAUACGAAGCUGUCCGGUGUGCAUCCGUUAUAGGCAACAAAACACGCAGCAACUAAUGGGAAUUCUUCCAGACUAUCGUGUCAAAGUUUCAUUUCCAUUUUAUCACUGCGGAGUCGAUUAUGCAGGACCGGUUUCGAUGAAGUUUUCAAGUGGUAGAGGACAAAGGUCAUUUAAAGGAUACAUAGCUGUGUUUAUUUGUAUGACCACAAGAGCGAUUCAUUUGGAGGCGGUCAGUGGCCUUACUAUCGAUGCAUUCAUGGCAGCCCUUAAACGGUUUUUUGCAAGAAGAGGAAAAAGUGCACAUAUAUAUUCGGAUAAUGGCACUAAUUUCGUUGGAGCAGCCGGUCGUCUGGAAAAGGAGUUUCAGAAAGUCGUUAGGCAGAACGCUGAUCUAGCAGAAGUUUUAGAAAACCACUUAGUUAAGUGGCAUUUUAUCCCGCCAGCAAGUCCUCACUUCGGAGGUUUGUGGGAGGCUGCGGUCAAAUCGAUGAAAUAUCAUUUAAAAAGGAUUAUUGGAGAAACCAAAAUGACGUAUGAGGAGAUGAGCACACUUUUAGCUCAGAUAGAGGCGAUAUUAAAUUCAAGGCCUAUGUGCAGCAUGAGUGAAGCGGACGAAGGUUUGGAGGUACUUACCCCUGGUCAUUUUUUGGUUGGACGGCCAUUGAUAGAGGUGCCAGAGUCAAUCAACGAUAGUGCUAUUGGUUGUCUGGAUAGAUGGAAGCUGGUGCAAAGAAUGAAGAAGGAUUUCUGGAGCAGCUGGAGCAAUGAUUAUUUGGUCACAUUGCAACAAAGAUAUAAGUGGAAGACAAGUAGGAAAAAUCUUCAGGAAGGCCAGGUGGUAAUUAUAAAAAAUGAGGAAACGCACCCAGCGAGAUGGCCUUUGGCAAGGAUUACCCAGGUUCACCCUGGUAAAGAUAGCUUGGUGCGAGCGGUGACGGUAAAGACAGCUUCAAAUAUAAUGAAGAGACCUGUAAAUAAGAUAUGUCCUUUGGAGAACGUGUCGUCUGUCCAGGACAAUCGGGAUGUGACUCAUGUAAACUACACCAGAGUCGAGAAGAAGGUACGAUGGAAAAUGUCGCACAUUUGGGCUCUACUUUUAAUCUAUAUUGGCUGCAUUAGAUCGGAUCCUAUACAAAUUGGAGCUUCGUUGAAAGAAAUUAAAGAAUCUGCCAUAAUUUACCUGGACCACGUCGGAUCGGUGGAUGUUGUCUCAUCAAAAUGGAAUCUACUUGUUUAUUAUGACAUGGAGCCAUUUUUUGGGGUGAUUGAGAAGGCAAAUCCUUUGGUGAAAGAUAUGAGGAUGACUUGUGGGAAGCUGCAAACAUUCGAACCACAAUGUAAUUAUAUAUUGAAUACAAUAGAACGCCAGCUACUGAACAUGGAACAAACGAACAAGUAUCUCUUUCCUCUAAUAACCAAGAGGUCGAAACGCGCGCCACUGGAGUUCAUCGGAUCUCUUCAACACAUUCUUUUCGGGACUAUGGAUGCAGAGGAUAGAAAGGCAAUGGAGCUAAACAUGAAAAAUCUAUUAGAUAACCAGUAUAACCUGAAGUUUCUGGUGAAGCAGCAAACAUCAGUGGUGGAGUCAACAAUUAACAUUCUUCGCAGGACUACAGAUGAAGUUAAUCAGAACUUCAAAAGUAUAGUAGACCGGGUAGACAAUAUCACGGAAACAGUGAAAGAAGAAUACUUUGUAUACCGUGAAUCAACUAAGUUCUUUAUGGUCGUUAAGGAACUUCAAAUUAUAGUAGAAGAGAACGAAAGGGUUCAACUGCAAAUGCUGGCGUUGUUAAUUGAUAUUAAUCAUGGGAAAUUAAACCCGUCCUUGAUUACGCCUAUACAACUGCAAGAGGAGAUAAAUAAAAUUCGGGAAUAUAUUCCAGACCACUUGAAGCUACCAGGAACAGCAGAGAAUCAGCUACGCAGCAUAUAUAAAUUGCUAAAGGCUAAGGCAUCGGUCAUAGAGAAUCGCUUAGUGGUGUCCGUCUGGAUUCCUCUGUUUAGUGACCAGGUGUCUCAACUUCAUGAGAUGAUUGGCGUGCCGUUUGAGAGACUAGGAAGAAGAUUGAUACCAGUCCUUCGGAGUGAUUACAUCAUUUAUAAUUUUAAAAUGGACGCUUAUCAUCUGUUCUCGGAGUCUGAAUUAAACAAUUGCCAAACCUUUGGCGAUGAAGAGUACGUCUGCGAUGGAGGGUGGCCCUGGAUAGAUGCUAACGAUCAAUCUUGUGAGACAUCUCCUCUAAAACCUCGCAUCAAACCAAGCUGCAAGUUUGAUGACUUUGCUGCGGAUUCAUUUUGGAAGAAAUUGGCGCUAGUAAACAGCUGGAUGUUUAAAGUUUUCAACCAGACAACGGGACAUAUUCAAUGCUCGAGCCGCUCACAACGAAUAAUAGAGUUACCCCUGCAAGGCGUCUUGGAAGUGGAACCUGGCUGCACCGUUAGAACCCUAGGAACAACAAUCACUGCGCCGUUAAGCCUCCAGUCUAGUCGAGAUGUAGAAGAUAGAGUGAAUUUCACAGCAGACUUAGCUCAGAUUGAAGAAUUUAACAUGCUUCCUUUGGGACCAAUGAUUAUCAAUCACACCCGCCAAGUUGAUGAAGUGAUGACGAAGCUUAGAGAUGUCCAGAAAACAAAUGUCGAUCUAAGGGGCUUGCAGUUUCAUCAUAUGAGUGGUCAUGCUGCUCUUAUUUUAGUUAUUCUCAUAAUAAUAAUAUUAGCGAUAUGUUUUAUUAAGAAGUUUAUUCAAAGGCAAAAUGUAUCAGAUUUAAAUUUUUAG
Stomoxys calcitrans (stable fly) is the source of this 4332-nucleotide messenger RNA. RefSeq lists its product as uncharacterized. NCBI's taxonomy places the organism in Eukaryota, Metazoa, Arthropoda, Insecta, Diptera, Muscidae. The record is from RefSeq and is a predicted model, not a curated record. The coding region runs from base 1 to 4332 and encodes 1443 amino acids. Gene Ontology annotation, molecular function: nucleic acid binding. The transcript has a single exon. Gene Ontology annotation, biological process: DNA integration.